Molecule: messenger RNA, 1402 nt
Organism: Lepidothrix coronata (blue-crowned manakin)
Lineage: Eukaryota; Metazoa; Chordata; Aves; Passeriformes; Pipridae
Gene: SEPTIN2
Product: septin 2
Exons: 13
Coding region: 118-1206 (362 amino acids)
Biological process (GO): regulation of exocytosis; cytoskeleton-dependent cytokinesis; cilium assembly
Cellular component (GO): septin complex; cell division site; microtubule cytoskeleton
Molecular function (GO): GTP binding; molecular adaptor activity; GTPase activity
Source: RefSeq, a predicted model, not a curated record
CGGGGCCUGCCGGGCGGGGCGGCACCGCCUCCUCGCCCUGACGGUGCGCGCGCGGGAGCGGAGCUUGCGGACCGUGGCGGAGGGAGGCGCGAGAUUUGUUCCCGUCCUUUCCUAAAAAUGUCCAAGCAACAGCCUGCUCAGUUUACCAAUCCAGAAACUCCUGGCUAUGUUGGAUUUGCAAACCUUCCCAAUCAGGUUCACCGAAAGUCUGUGAAAAAGGGGUUUGAAUUUACUCUUAUGGUGGUUGGUGAAUCUGGAUUGGGAAAAUCUACAUUAAUAAACAGCCUCUUCUUGACAGAUCUCUACCCAGAAAGGAUAAUCCCAGGAGCUGCUGAUAAGAUCGAACGCACCGUGCAGAUCGAGGCCUCGACGGUUGAAAUCGAAGAGAGAGGCGUGAAACUGCGACUGACGGUGGUGGAUACCCCGGGAUACGGGGAUGCCAUCAACUGCCGAGACUGUUUUAAGACCAUAAUCGCUUACAUUGACGAGCAGUUUGAGCGGUACCUGCACGAUGAGAGUGGUUUGAACAGGAGGCACAUCAUAGAUAACCGGGUUCAUUGCUGCUUCUAUUUCAUUUCACCAUUUGGUCAUGGCCUUAAGCCUCUGGAUGUUGAGUUUAUGAAGGCCAUACACAACAAAGUAAAUAUUGUACCAGUGAUUGCAAAAGCUGAUACUCUUUCUCUGAAAGAGCGAGAGAGACUAAAGAAAAGGAUUCUGGAUGAAAUAGAAGAGCACGGCAUCAAGAUUUAUCACCUGCCUGAUGCUGAAUCAGAUGAGGAUGAAGAUUUUAAAGAGCAGACCAGACUCCUAAAGGCCAGCAUCCCAUUUUGUGUAGUGGGAUCCAAUCAACUCAUUGAAGCCAAAGGUAAAAAAGUUAGAGGUCGGCUCUACCCAUGGGGUGUAGUUGAAGUGGAGAAUCCGGAGCAUAAUGACUUCCUGAAGCUAAGGACCAUGUUAAUCACCCAUAUGCAAGACCUUCAGGAGGUGACCCAGGACCUUCACUAUGAGAACUUCCGCUCUGAAAGGCUCAAACGAGGCGGCAGGAAAAUAGAAGAUGAAGAAGUAAAUAAAGACCAGAUUCUGCUUGAGAAGGAAGCGGAACUGCGUCGCAUGCAGGAGAUGAUUGCGAGAAUGCAGGCGCAGAUGCAGAUGCAGAUGCAGAGUGGAGAAGGUGACAGCAGUGCAGUUCACGGGCACCACGUGUAAAGACUUGGAUGACUUUAUCUCCUGACUCAAAGGAGACCUUCUGGAGUUGGAUUGCAGUGGUGUUGGAGCAGAAAGGAUGCCUCUUGCUCCCAUGUGACUUGGAGUUUCCUGUAGAAUUUAAUGUGGGAAUGUUCUGUGGUAACUCUUGUGAGAUGUAUUUUGUAACAUGUAGUCACACAAUAUUUUAUAUAUUAUA